Molecule: messenger RNA, 2642 nt
Organism: Rubroshorea leprosula
Lineage: Eukaryota; Viridiplantae; Streptophyta; Magnoliopsida; Malvales; Dipterocarpaceae
Source: the annotation of a GenBank genome assembly
AUCCAACCUUCACUUGAGGGAGAAAUGAGGAUAGCCAAGAAAGUGUGCCUGGGUUCUUACUUCCUUGAAAAGUUUGGGCUUUGGUCCUAUAAGGGCAGGUCCGAGGUGCCGCACCUCGGACGUCAAUCCGGAGUGCAGAUACUAAGUGAAGAAGGACAUCUGGUUUGGUGCAGUUACAUUUUGGCGCCGUCUGUGGGAAUCCGAACUAAAGGCUUCUUUGUUGCUCUUAUCAUGGUUAAAACUAGGUCAACCCGAGGUGGAAACUCGUCUCAACCUCUUGGACGAGGUCAGGUCCCCAGCAACCUUCCACCUCACCCCCCACCCCCAAUCACGAAUACAUUCCCUCAUGUUGAUCAUACCGAAGGAGGGGAUGAAAACCAGCCACACAAUUCGGCUAGCAACUCAGCCUCUACUGCUAACCAAGACGUAGUUGCAACUCAGCUUGCCGCCAUGCAACAGCAGUUUGGUGUUUUUCAGUUAGUGCUGGCUCAGUUAUUAGUCCGGAACAAUCCUGGCGAUCCACUCAUCAACCUACUUAAUCCUGUUCCACAGCCCCCAGUCCCACCACGAAACCCCGAACCAGUUCAGCAUGCUCCUGCUGUUAGUGAAUCUCAAGGACAGUCUCACAUCGCACCAGUUAUGCAACCCCCUCGUGAUGAUGUCACUCGACAUUUAGAUAGCUUAGAAAAGCUAGUGGUCGAACAGCGAGGUGUCCCACCUCCACACCCUGCUGCUGACUCCGUACCUCACCCUCUCAACACCAAUAUUAUACUGGAACCCUAUCCCGCUGGCUUCCGAAUACCACAGCUUGAAACUUAUGAUGGGACUAAGGACCCCGAUGAUCAUCUACAUGCUUUCUACUCUUGCAUGCAGGCCCAGAACGCCUCUGAUGCGUUGAUGUGCAAAAUCUUUCCCUCUACUCUCCGAGGUAAUGCUCGAACCUGGUACUACAGUCUGCCUCCGAGGUCAAUCAACUCGUACACAGAACUGGCAUCUGCUUUUGCCACAAAGUUUUCCAGUAGAAGGUUGAUCAGGAAAACCACUUCCGAGCUGAUGCGAGUUAAGCAGAGGGACGGAGAAUCUUUGAAGAAUUUUAUGAGCAGAUUCAAUGAUGCAGUGUUAAAGGUUAACUCUUUCGACCAAUCAGUGGGAAUUACAGCUGUGAUCUCGAGUCUCGGCCAUGAAAGAUUCAGAGAUAGUCUGCUUAAACAUCCUGCCACCACCUUCAGUGAGGUAAAUGAUAGAUCAUUGAAAUUCAUAACUGCUGAGGAAUAUGCCCUGUCGCAGAACAUCACCCCUGUUAAGAAUCAACACCCGAACUGGAGAGAUGAGAAUCCGAACAAGAAACGGAUGAAGACACCACAGAACCGAGGCCCAAUGUCGACUUCCACCCUGAGAUUCGGAAGGCCGAACUCCGCACCUCCACAACAACCUGCAGGUAAACCUCCAGUUAAUUGGACUCCUUUUAAUUUACCGAGGUCACAAAUCUUUAUGCAGAUUAAGAAUAAGAUGGACUUAAGACGUCCGAGUCCAAUGAGAACUGCUGCUGCUACCAGAGACCAUACUAGGUACUGUGAUUUUCAUCAAGAUCACGGUCAUACAACAGAGCAAUGUAAUAGUCUGAGAUCCGAACUGGAAAGUCUGGCACAGAAAGGAAUGUUGAAUAAGUACAUCCAAAGAGUGGAACAACCAAGGUUUGUCAGAGAACAAGGGCCACAGCAUCAAGCAAUCUGCAAUCCCCCAAACAGACAAGGUGUGGGAUAUCAGCAAGCCCCACCUCCACCCCCACUCCCACCACCAGCUAGAGUCAUACACAUGAUUACGGGAGGUCUGGAAGCCGGUGGACUGAGCUCUAAGCAGCGAAAGUUGUAUGUAAGAGAGGUUAAGCAUCAGAACCGAGCUCAGAAGCGAAAAUUUGACGAUGCUGAGUGGAAGAAUCAACCCAUCACUUUCACAUUUGCUGAUCUCGAAACAAUUGUCACACCUCACAAUGAUCCUCUAGUCACUUCUGUCACGAUCAACAAUUGUGAAGUGCAGCGUGUCCUUGUUGACACAGGGAGUGCACCAGACAUCAUGUACUUCCAUUGUUUUGAGAGUCUUGGGUUAGAUCCUGCUCUAUUGCAGCGUGGCCGAAGUUAUGUGACCCCUUCAGUCAGGUUCCUGGUAGUCAAGAUGGCGUCUUCAUUCAAUGUCGUCAUUGGUCGACCCACGCUGACUGAAAUCCGAGCUGUGGUUUCCCAAUCUCAUCUAUGCAUGAAAUUCCCAACUCCUACGGGAAUAGCAACGCUGCGAGGCAACCAGGAGAUGGACCGGCAUUGCUAUAUCACCUCAGUAACACAACCUCAGAAGGGCAAGACUCAGACACCCGAGGUUGAUCCCAAACGAAUCCCUGAUGAUCGGCAAGUUAUGGGUGUUGAGAUAGUAGAUAACCGACCAGAAGAUGAAACCAGAGCUGCUCUAGUCAAAGAUGCUGUCACGCCCCAGAAUCCAAAUCCAGAGACGCGACAGACGCCGUGCACUCGUGAGACGAGUCCCACGAAUGCACAAGGCUCAAAACUUAUCCAAUUCAUAAUCUGAUACCACCAAAUCUCAAGAUAAAAUUUUUACAAUUUGCUCUGAUAUCAUAAAAUCUCUAAAUACAC